Molecule: messenger RNA, 672 nt
Organism: Echinostoma caproni
Lineage: Eukaryota; Metazoa; Platyhelminthes; Trematoda; Plagiorchiida; Echinostomatidae
Source: the annotation of a GenBank genome assembly
AUGGAAUUUCUGCUGGAAACAUUUUUUGCGAUUGACAAAUAUUGUACGAAGACAAUCAAGAAAACUGAUUUGAUUAAGUAUGCCGAAGAGAACGGAUAUGAAGAUUCCAUGCCUGAAACUUGGAUGACCUUGUUCGAUCCAGGAAACACCGGUAUCAUCACACUAGAAUCAUUUUGUGACAAAUUGGGCUUGUCUCCGGAAAGCAAACGCAUCAAAGAGUGGGAGCAAAAUGCCAUUCAGCUACGGUCCGUAGCACCCGUUGCCGCAUCGGCUCCGGUUGCCGAUAAACCACCGCCAGAUGAGAUCGCCCCGGAACCAUCAGCUGCUAUGGUUUCAGCAGCAUCUGCAGUUAAAGAUCAAUUACCCCCUAAUAUACACGUGGUCUUCGCUCAGAUGCCUGAGCCAAUGAAGGCAAAUAUUUUCCAGAUGGCUCGUGAUCUGCUCCAGCACGAAUCGCACGAUAAGCCUAUCGAUGGCGAGGAAGUAUCAAAACAAUUGAAAAAUCAGUUAGACGAACAAUAUGGCCGUUUAUGGAAUGUGGCCAUCGUGGCCGGUUCUUAUUGGAUCACACAUACGCAUCAAGAUCAACGAUCAUUUCACUUCAGAAUGGGUGAUCGAACUGUGAUAGCUUGGCAAAACAGUCCAGUGAGAAAAGUUGCUCAACCAUCUUAG